CUUGUCGGCGCUUGGCUUCCUUUCCUCUCCCAAUUAAAUUAUUGUUGGUUUCCUCCCUCUCCCAAUCCCUAUAUUUCCCCUCACUUUCUCUCUCCUUUUCCCCUCACUCAAAAGAACCUCCUUCCCUAAAAACCCUUUUUCCCUGCAAUGAACGCCGGCGCCGACACCGGAAACAACCACAGAAUCCUCGACGCCGUUAACCGGCGUAAGCCCACGAAGAAAACGAAACAACCCAACAAAAAGAAACCCAUCAAAGUUGUUUACAUAUCAAACCCCAUGAAAGUUCAAACCAGUGCUUCUAAAUUCAUGGCUUUGGUCCAAGAACUCACCGGCCGAGAUGCUGACUUUCCCGACCCCUCCAAAUUUUCCCCUUCCGCCGUCUGCGGCGGCGCCGCCUCCUCCGACCUUCUCCACAACACCGCAUCCGGCGGUGGUGACGACGAGCACGGUGCUAGUAAUCUUAUAAUGAAUAAUAACAACUGUUCACUUGCUGUCGAGUUGCCGGUAGAUGACGACAUUCUUGGUAGUUUUUACGACGACUUUGACGACCUGAUUUUUCCUCCUCCGGUUAUCGGAAACUUCUCUGGGUUGCUUCCGGCUGCGGCGGCGGUUGUCUAUGAAUCAUAUGCAAGGUGAAAAUAUUGAUAUAUAAUGUGUGAAAGAUGGUUGUAUCUUUUUAAUUUUAGUUUCCAUUUCUCUAUAAGCUUUUUAAUAUACAUAUAUAUAUUUAAUCAGGGAGUUAAUUGUUAACAUAAAUAUCAAGGAAUACAUCUAUAUCAUAAUAAAAAGAUGUUUGAAUAAAA
This is a messenger RNA of Benincasa hispida (wax gourd), 803 nucleotides long. RefSeq lists its product as uncharacterized. Lineage: Eukaryota; Viridiplantae; Streptophyta; Magnoliopsida; Cucurbitales; Cucurbitaceae. The record is from RefSeq and is a predicted model, not a curated record.